Molecule: messenger RNA, 1098 nt
Organism: Prunus armeniaca (apricot)
Lineage: Eukaryota; Viridiplantae; Streptophyta; Magnoliopsida; Rosales; Rosaceae
Source: the annotation of a GenBank genome assembly
AUGGCAGUCGCUGGUCUGCAACUCUUGGCUUCCUCAGCACAUGGCCAAGGCCAAGUCUUAUUAAGUUCAGCAAAGUCAUCUCUCUUCUCGGGGGCCCCACUCCGCUUCUCAGUCUCCACCUCUGGAAGAGAACCAUUUUCUCGAAAACAGCAGCUCGUUGUCUUUGCUCGGAGACUUUCGGGCUUGGAGGAAGCCAUGAGAAUUAAAAGAGAACGUGAGAGUCAGCAGCUUACACCAAAGGUUAAAAGAAGUCCGCCAUUGAGGCGUGGAAGGGUAUCGCCAGAACUUCCUGUUCCAGAUCACAUUCCAAGGCCUCCUUAUGUUGGUUCAUCUGAAUUGCCAGAAAUUGCCAGUGAACAUCAAAUUCCUGGCUCUCAAGGCAUUGCUGACAUGAGAGCUGCAUGUGAGCUUGCUGCUCGCGUCUUAGACUCUGCAGGAAAGUUGGUUAGGCCAUCAGUAACAACUAAUGAAAUUGACAAAGCAGUGCACCAGAUGAUUAUUGAUGCUGGUGCUUAUCCCUCCCCUCUUGGCUAUGGGGGAUUUCCAAAGAGUGUUUGUACAUCUGUUAAUGAGUGCAUGUGCCAUGGAAUACCUGAUUCUCGACAGUUACAGAGUGGAGACAUUAUAAACAUAGACGUGACGGUCUACCUAAAUGGAUAUCAUGGAGAUACAUCAAAGACAUUUCUUUGUGGGGAUGUCAGUGAUGCAAUCAAACAACUAGUGAAGGUAACUGAAGAGUGCUUGGAAAGGGGCAUAGCAGUUUGCAAGGAUGGUGCUAGCUUCAAGAAAAUUGGAAAGCGAAUUAGCGAACAUGCUGAAAAAUAUGGUUAUGGCGUGGUGGAGCGUUUUGUUGGGCAUGGUGUGGGGACUGUAUUUCAUUCUGAACCAUUAAUAUUACAUCACCGCAAUGACCAGUCUGGUUGCAUGGUUGAAGGUCAGACAUUUACCAUUGAACCCAUCCUUACUAUGGGAAGCAUUGAGUGUAAAACAUGGCCGGACAAUUGGACAACUCUAACCGCUGAUGGUAGCCCUGCUGCACAGUUUGAGCAUACCAUUCUGAUCACCAGAACUGGUGCUGAAAUUUUAACAAUAUGUUAA